Stegodyphus dumicola is the source of this 2040-nucleotide messenger RNA. Its product is annotated as E3 ubiquitin-protein ligase RNF8-like. Gene Ontology annotation, molecular function: zinc ion binding; ubiquitin protein ligase activity; nucleic acid binding. Gene Ontology annotation, biological process: protein K48-linked ubiquitination; double-strand break repair; ubiquitin-dependent protein catabolic process. The record is from RefSeq and is a predicted model, not a curated record. Lineage: Eukaryota; Metazoa; Arthropoda; Arachnida; Araneae; Eresidae. Gene Ontology annotation, cellular component: ubiquitin ligase complex; cytosol; nucleus.
AAGAAAUCCGAAGUGUGAUAUCCGUAUUCCUGAUAAUAAUAUAUCACGAAUCCAUUGUAUUCUGAAGCAUGACUCAAGAGGCUGGUGGAUUAUAGAUAAAGAGCUAUUCUUCUAAGGUUCUAAAGUGCUGACAGGCACAUCAUCAGAUAAUAUACAGUACAAAGUCCGUAAUCCGGACUCAUCGGGACUUCGACGAUUCCGGUUUAGAGGUUUUUCCAGUUUAUAGAUCAUCAAUUGAAAAGUGAGUGUGAAUGGAACUUAUAUCCAUGAGGUGCGCAUAAAGCCGAAGACUCCUACUUUGUUAAAAAAUGGUCAUCAUAUAUUUUUGGGACCUCCGUCUGAAGUACCUCAUGUAUUUCGUUACACUGAUUCUUAUCCAUCAGACAGAAAUCCCUUUAUUCACAGAGGCAGAACCAAAUUUAUGCGAAACAGCACUUUGUCUGGAAAUGAAAAUUCAUCUGUUAAGCUAGGUUACACAGAUGAUGAACCUAAGAAAUGUGAAAUAAUUGUAAGCAAAAGUCUGCAGUGCUCAGAAAGAAAAAAUGCCAUUCCAGAAAUGCCUGAAUGUUCUUCAAAUAGAAUUAAUCUUAAUUUUAAUGACAAUAAUCAAGACUGUAAAAUUAAUGAUGAUCCAAAUGAAAAUGGUGAAGGUUCUCUUAGUGACAGUUGCUCAUCAGAUUCGUCUAUGGCAAGUUUAGAGAGUCUUCAGACAAGGAUACGGCGAAAAAUUGCUUCUAAACAAAAAAGUAAACAAUUAGGUGAUGGAGAAGGGCCUUCUUCUAGUGUUCCAAGGAAAAGAAAGAAAAAAAAUGACAAAGAUCUUGAACCAGGGAAUUUAAUUAGUUUAAAUGUAAAUAUUCCAGCAACUUCAGGGACUGAAAAACCAUUACAAGAUGGUCAAAAAGAUGAAAAUGAGUCGGUGGAAGAACAUAAGAAUCAUACUCGUGCAAAGGCUAAAAUUUUAACUGAUUCAGAGAGGCAAGGACUUGAAUCUGAAGAUUCUCAGAGUCUUCUGACCGAAAGUUGUAUUACAUUUGACUUUGAUUCACAUCCAUUUUCACAAGAAAUUCCACAACAGCAUGAAAUUCCUGAAACAAAAGCAGUUAUUUCAGCAUCGGAUGGAAUGCAUUCAGAAAACCAAAAAUGGAAUCUGGAAGCUUAUGAAAAGAUGAUUGUUUUUUUGCAAUCUAAACUUAAUGAAUGUGAAAAAAAUAAUUUAGCCUUGGAAAAAUCACUUAAAGAAGCAAAUGUGACAUUUAUAACUGAGGAAGUUAAGCAAAACCUAAAUCAAGAAUUCAGAAAAAAAUUAGAAGACUUGCAUUGCACUAUAUGUACUGAAUUAUGCAUAAAGACUGUUGUGUUGAAUUGCUCUCACUCAUUUUGUAAAUAUUGCAUUACUGAAUGGAAAAAAAAGAAAAAACAGUGCCCUAUAUGUCGAGAAAGAGUAACUACAGAAACAGACGUAUUAGCUUUAGAUCACUUUAUUGAGAAAGUGACAGACCUGUUAAGCAAGGAAGAACUGGAAAGGAGAAAAGAAUUAAUUGAAAGCAGAGAGCAGGCCAAAGUUCAAACCACACCAAUGACAACUAGAGCACGGAGACGAGGAAGAGGACGACAACAGUCUCGUCAGUUAGAACAGAGAAUGCAGAACUCCAUAGAAUUUAUGAUGGAAGUGGAUGGAAUAAUUGCAAUGGCCACUGAGGAUGGUGUAAUUGCAGUGGGCAGUGAAGAUGGUGUAAUUACAAUGGCCACCAGUCAAGAAUCAGAUAGUGAUUCUUCUGUGGAAGGUUUAUCAUAUUAUCCUGGAUAUGGUCGCUGCUUUAAUUGUGGAAGAAGAGGACAUUGGUCUAAUGGGUGCCCUCUCCGGUGACUAAUUCUUCAAAGUGACUAAUUUGCAUUGACUAAUUUAAAUGAUUAUUCAUUUUGAUGAGAUUGGAGGCUAUGUAUUUGUUUUUCAUUAUUUAUGAGAAAUGUCAUCUUAUUAAUGUAUGUGUAAAAAAGAAUCUGAAUAAAUUUUUUAAAUAAAUAUAUUAAAAAUAU